Papaver somniferum (opium poppy) is the source of this 2205-nucleotide messenger RNA. RefSeq names its product pentatricopeptide repeat-containing protein At5g18475-like. Lineage: Eukaryota; Viridiplantae; Streptophyta; Magnoliopsida; Ranunculales; Papaveraceae. The record is from RefSeq and is a predicted model, not a curated record. The coding region runs from base 1 to 1632 and encodes 543 amino acids. The transcript is spliced from 3 exons. Gene Ontology annotation, molecular function: protein binding.
AUGCUUAUAUUUUGUGGAACUCAAUUUAUAUUCAUAUUUGGUAUUUUCUUGGCAUUCGGUAGUGAUGAUUUCAAAACUUUCAAUCUUUUAACACAAUCCAUUAACUCAGUGAGAAAAUCUCUGAAUCCCAAACGUGGGUUCUCUUCAUCAUCUUCAAUUCCAUGGAUAUCUCCACUCCAUGUCCUAAAACCUUCAUCUCCAAAACCAGAGCCACCUCCAUUAGAAGAAGAACAAUCACAGAGAAGAACAAAUCCCAAAUUCAUUACACAUGAUUUUGCCAUCACCAUGAUUAAGAAAGAAGAAGACCCGCAAAGAGCUUUAGAAAUUUUCAACAGGGCUUCAAAACAAAGAGGAUUCAAUCAUAACCACAAUACGUACUUUACAUUACUUCACAAGCUUGCUCAGUGCAAGAAAUUCAAUGCUGUUGAUUCAGUUCUUCAUCAAAUGAGAUAUGAAACUUGCAAAUUUCAAGAAGCUUUGUUUCUUAAUUUGAUGACCCAUUUCUCUAAAUCUUCUUUACAUGAAAGAACACUUGAUAUGUUUUACUUAAUUCAACCAAUUGUUCGCGAAAAACCAUCUCUUAAAGCUAUUAGUACUUGUCUUAAUCUACUUGUUGGGUCUGGUAGACUUGAUUUAGCCUGUAAACUUCUUGCUGAUUCGAGAAAAAUAUUUGAUUUGAAACUUAAUACUUGUAUUUAUAACAUAUUGGUUAAGCAUCAUUGUAAGAAUGGCGAUCUUGAUAUGGCUUUUAAAGUUGUGACUGAGAUGAGUAAAUCUGAAGUUAGUUAUCCUAAUUUGAUCACUUACUCUACUUUAAUGGGUGGUCUUUGCAAAAAUGAGAGAUUAAAAGAAGCAAUGGAAGUGUUUGAGGAAAUGGUUUCAAAGCAUAAGAUUUUGCCAGAUGCUUUAACUUACAAUAUUUUGAUUAAUGGGUUUUGUCGAGGUGGAAAAGUUGAUCGAGCUAGAAAGAUAAUGGAGUUUAUGAGGAAGAAUGGAUGCAAACCAAAUAUGAUUAAUUACUCAUCUCUUAUGAAUGGGUUAAGUAAAGAAGGAAGAUUGGAGGAGGUGAAAGAAAUUUUCGAAGAAAUGAGAAAUUCUGGAAUGGAAGUCGAUGCUGUUGGUUACACUACACUCAUUGGUUGCUUCUGUAGAGCUGGGAGAGUUGACGAAGCAAUGAAUGUGUUUAGGGAGAUGAGGGAGAAAGAUUGCCGAGUUGAUGCCGUAGCGUACAAUGUGAUACUUGGGGGUCUCUGUAGGGAAAAAAGGUUCGACGAGGCUUUGGGGAUGCUUGAGAAGUUACCUAAUGAGGGUGUACGUCUGAACAAAGCGAGUUACAGGAUAGUAUUGAACUUCUUGUGUAAGGAGAGAGAAAUGGAGAAGGUUAUGGAUUUGCUAGGUUUGAUGCUUGGAAGGGGAUUUAACCCUCAUUUUGCUACUUCGAAUCAGAUUUUGGUGAAUCUAUGUGAGGAAGGUAGGGUGGUUGAUGCAACCAUGGCAUUGCAUGGACUAUUAGAAAUCGGGUUUAAACCAGAACAUGAAUCUUGGGCUCACUUAGUUAAUUCCUUGUCUGGAGAUUGGAAACUAGUGAUGGCAUUUGAGCUACUGGAUGACUUGGUUACUGAAGGGGUGUGAAACCUGACAGGAUUUUGGAGGCGCAGGCGUUGAGAUUAUGGAAUGUGGAACGAUGACCAAAAACUAUACCUGUAUUUAUCCUUCUUCUCAGUCCGUCAAUCAUACUACCGUGAUUUGGGAGUGUAAAGGGGAAUUUUAACUCAUUUUUCCAUGGCUAGGCUUGUUUACAUUUCUUGUCUAGGCACUACUGUCUUAAAACAUAGCUGCAUCAUGCCACCUCGACAAUCCUGCUUCGUUUUCUGACAAUCCUGCUUCAUUUUCUGCUCUUGGCGCCAAUGUUAAACUGUUGGGAACUGCAGCAGGUAAUAGAUUUGGAUGCGUUGGUUUGAGACUGCAAAUUCAAGGUAUGCAUGGUUGAUGAAAGGAUGGUCCGGGAUUUUGUUAACAGGUUUAUAAUGCUGCGCAGAAGGUGAGAACUGGGGCAGAACUGGAUAAUAGGUUUAUAAUGCUGCACAGAAGUUGAGAACUGGGGCAGAACUACCGUACAGAUUAUGUCAAGUUUCCAGGGUUCAAACUGUUUUCUUGUUUCAGUUUGAAGAGUCCUUGUAAUUGCAUGAAAACUUGAGUUUCAGC